AUGGACAGUGUCUUGAAAGGAGACCACAACAACAAUGGACUCGAGGAGUGCAGAGUCGGGUCACGGGCUGGCCCACUUGUGGCGACCGUGGCAGGACACGACAGGCGGGUUGGCGUCCCAGCGUCCUUGGGCAGGAACCGGAAGCUGCAGCAGCAGCAACAGCAGCAGCAGCAUAUAGCAAACCAUGAGAGUGUGCCGCAAACAGGAGAUGAAGCUCGGACUUGUUCCCGUGUGCUCGCAGGACCUUCCGGAGGCGGCCGGCCCCGCGGAGACCACGCGGCUCGGCCCCCAAGCGCGGGGGCGGACUCCUGCCUCAGCUGCGUCAAGGUGGCGCUCCUGGGGGCGUCCGCCGUCGGGAAGACCUCCAUCGUCAGGCAGUUCGUGUGGAACGAGUUCAGCGACGACUACUCGGCGACGGACCGCCGCUACGCCUAUUAUCCCACCGUGGUGAUCAACGAGCGCCUCUACGAGCUCAAGGUCUCCGACAUACCCGUCAUCCCCUACUUCCCCAUCAACUCCUUCUACGAGUGGGCCGACUUCCGCUUCUACGGACUCAGGAGCGCCAACGCGUACGUGCUGGUGUUCGACCUGUGCAACACGGACUCGUUCCAGUACAUCCGCAGCCUGCGCGACCAGAUGUGGGAGAGCCGCGACAUGCGCCACGUGCCCGUCGUCGUCGUCGGCAACAAGCUGGACGCCGGCUGCGGCGGCGCGUCCGGCAGCGGCUCGGGGGCGGCGUCGGCGGCGGCAGCGGCGGCGGCGGCGGCCGCGCUGGAGCAGCAGCAGCGCGAGCGGCGCCGCGACAUCGUGACGCUGGUACGCAAACACUGGAAGUGCGCCUACGUCGAGUGCAGCGCCAAGUACAACUGGCGCGUCGUCGCCGUCUUCAAGGAGGUGACGCGCGCCGUCGACGCCGCCCUGCACUCCGCCAAGGACGCCACCUCGCCCAUGAUGGACAACUUCCACGGCGCGCUCGACCGCAACAAGUGCAGCAUCCUGUGA
Molecule: messenger RNA, 1002 nt
Organism: Schistocerca piceifrons (Central American locust)
Lineage: Eukaryota; Metazoa; Arthropoda; Insecta; Orthoptera; Acrididae
Product: ras-like protein family member 10B
Exons: 5
Coding region: 1-1002 (333 amino acids)
Molecular function (GO): GTP binding; GTPase activity
Source: RefSeq, a predicted model, not a curated record